UUUUCCAACCAUGUUGUCUCUUGAAAACUUGUUUAGAAUACUGCAGCAGAAAUAAAACCAUUUAAAGUUAUAUGCAAGUUAAAUAUUCCUUAAUUUAAGGCUUUUAAAAACUAUUCUCGAUACUCAAUAUAACGAUACAUAUCAAAUCGUUGCCUGCGGAGUCAGUUUGACGCUCUGCCGUGUUGGUUACAAUUUAUUACCGAGUGGAAAUAAUAGUUUCAGAGAAAUUCCUGGAGAAUAUUGAUAUACAAGUUCAGGACAAGUUGUAGCCAGCACGGCCACGGUAGAGUAAAUAUUAUACGUAGUGGGCGUUCAUUGCAAAAUAAGUUUAAAAAAAUUGCGAACUAAAUGCUAGCCUUGAGGAUAUAUAGGUAUGUUUGCAAAUCUUAGCAAAAUUUUUUGCAAACAUGCAAAGUUUGUUUUUUUGAUAACGUUGCUAACGAUGCGGGCUCGUAACGAAUACCCCCAGUGAUUGCGCUUAGUAACGCGUACUUAGUUAUCAUGUUACUUCAAGUGUCCAUUAUGUUAAUUAGAUUAGUGCAUUAAAUAAGUAAGUCUUUCGCUGUCUAUAAAUAGAAUAAUUUAGCUUCUAAGUUACAAUGAUUCACGUAAGCAAAGUCAAUAUUUGACGUAAUUGUCAAUUUGAGGAAGAUAUGUAUAUGUAGAGCGCUAAUGAAUUGAUUCCGCGUUUAUUUUGCUAAGUGCUCAAUCUAAUUAUUUAAUGCAUAUCAAUUUCUAAAUGUUUACAUACUAGCUGAGUUUUCCUGUUGCAUACUGCAUCCCAGUCGGUUUACAUUUUAUGAAACCCGACAUUUAAAAAAUAACCCAAGGAAAUACCUUUAGUAAAGGGAAAUAACGUACACUUUCAAUAACUUGGUGACAGUAUCACUGUAGGAACUGCGCAAUUUUACCACAUGGUAUCACAUAAUAAUCGUACCAAAAAACUAUUAAGAAUUAUAAGUACUAACUUAUAUAAAAUAUAUUUAACUAACUAAAUUAUUAUUAUUAUUAUUAUUGUUAUUGUUAAUUAUUAAUAUUACUUAAUUAACUAAUUGAUUAAAUUGUCAAUUAAUAUAACUCGAUUAACGUCCUUAACUUAAAUAAUUACAAACUUAUUUUCUAGGGAUGACUCUCGUUCUAAGAAUAUCCCAAUUUCUAGGCUACUUUCCUCGUUCUUUAAACUCUAGUAGAAUUUUACCACGAAAAUAUAAAUGGAUUCGGUUUCUUUACUUUAUCCCAAUCCUUUUCCAUUGCUUACUCGUCGCUGUAAAUAUUUUCAUGGUUGCCAUCUCCAUAAAAAUGCAGCGACAAGAAAUCCAUUCGCCAAAAAAUCCUGGAACGGCAUCAGCUUCAGUUCAGGUUUCUUUUGUCACUACGAUGAAAGCAACGUGUCAUAUUUUCACGACGGUGUACAUAAAGGUCGCGAUAUUAUUGAAAGGGGCACAAUUGUCGAAAUUUUGCUCCGAAUUUGAAGAACUUGUCACAAGCUCGAACCAAUUAGUGGUACACAAUUUUAAGAAGAAAUGUGAAAACCGUUUUCACCCGAAAUUUUGGAUGGAGCUGUUUGCCUGGAUGAUUGCGUGCACCGUGUUCAUCGGAGAUAUGUGGGACGUGUUUUUAUUAAAUGAAAACCGAAGUGCUGCUAGAAGGAGCAUCUCACUCUUUACUAUCGUCAUUCCAGCCACUUUGGGCUACCUACACUCCAUCUUCCCCCUCAUGCUUGGCCACUAUUUGAAUCGGUACCUCGAGAUUUUACAACGUUUACGGGAAAGCCCGGCUAUCUUGGUCCAACUACGAAUGCAGAUUUAUUCGCAAAUGCGCCAAAACGUGAACUUAUUCAUGCGCAUUUUUGGGACUUCGGUCGUUAUAGAUAUCGCUCAUAGCAUUGGACGUGUAAUAUUUUCUGCGUAUUUUCUGGCAGAAUCUAGCGAUCGACUAAUACCAAGCGAGAGGGGGCACGUGGCUGAUGCUGGGACGAUCCUUUGGUAUUCCUACCUGGUCUUCAUGAUUUGCAAGAAGGGGUCACAGGUGCGAAAUUUGAGUGAAGACGUAAUAGAAAAAUUGGAAGACGACGCCAAAUCAGAGUUUAUUCUUGGAAGGGAUCAAAAAGGUUCAAAGUCGGAUAAUCCAAAGUUGAAACAAAUUUUGGUUCAGACGGAUUACUUUAACGUGGAUCUUGGACUUAUUGCUCCGAUUGUUGGAACAGUGACGACAAAUUUGAUUGUUUUAAUUCAAUUUAAAAAGGGAAGUUAAACUAGUUAAACAUAAUAAGUGUAUUAAAAAAUUAAGUUAAAUAGUAAAAUACCUAACGUAACCAAACCUGUGUUGCAUAAGAUAUGUUGCAAAGUGAAUUAGGCAUUAAAAAUUAACUAACUAGAUAAUUAA
This is a messenger RNA of Folsomia candida, 2385 nucleotides long. RefSeq lists its product as uncharacterized. Lineage: Eukaryota; Metazoa; Arthropoda; Collembola; Entomobryomorpha; Isotomidae. Bases 1126 to 2253 code for a protein of 375 amino acids. Gene Ontology annotation, biological process: sensory perception of taste. Gene Ontology annotation, cellular component: membrane; neuronal cell body; dendrite. The record is from RefSeq and is a predicted model, not a curated record. The transcript is spliced from 3 exons.